Molecule: messenger RNA, 1539 nt
Organism: Necator americanus (New World hookworm)
Lineage: Eukaryota; Metazoa; Nematoda; Chromadorea; Rhabditida; Ancylostomatidae
Exons: 10
Coding region: 1-1539 (512 amino acids)
Source: RefSeq, a predicted model, not a curated record
AUGACUGUUGUGUACUUAUUCGCCACGCAUACGAGAAACGUCGAUAGAUCGCUUGCAUGUGAACUUACAAGGCUCGGAGGAGAGAUUCACGAAGAUGAGUCAUGUUCGUCUAAGACCGUGUUUUCUAUGGAAAUUGGUGAGAACGUGGAAAAGCUCUUACUUUUGCGUUGUCUUCGAUAUGCUGAUGAAAUCUACUUGCAAAUUUAUCAUAACAGGAUGCAUCCUAGCAAGGAUCAUCCGGAUUGUCCAGUUGAAUUGCGUGGCUAUUUAUCGCUCCUAUUUUACGGUAUUAACUAUGUGCCCGAGAUCUCACGAUGUAUAGACUUACUUGACAAAUUAGUUGGAAACUUCGACACUGUGGCCGGAGAACCUGUGCGGAUACACUUCAAUAUUUUCACCUCUGAAAUCAGUCCAACGUGGAAGCAAGGAUUGGAGAUCGUGCGACGAGAAUUGCCCCGUCAUAUCAAUUACGCUCUCAACGAGAACCAUCUCAAUUGGUCAAUUUCCUGUUAUAACACUGUGUUCAAAAAUGAAGAUGGAAUCAACGUCAUGAUUUUUGCUGAUCGACAUGACAUCUAUGCUGGUGUGCUGUUGUAUGAUGAGGAGAUCUUCCGACCCUAUCUUACAUUUUGGCAACUCAGUGGUGCGGUGGCAGCUACAGUGGUGGAGUUAGCAGAAAUUCACGAUGGUGACAUCGUGCUGGACAUGGCAUGCGAUUGUGGAGAACUUACACUUGAAGUCCUGAGGAACUACGAUUGUUUUUGCAUUGCGAUGAGCCCAAAAAUCGACCAACUAGCAAUGGCAGAAGUGAACUGGGUUGGACUUCAAAAUCACCUGAAGAAGGAGGCUGGUAGUAGAGCAAGACAUCUUCAAUUUAUUGCGGCAGAGUUCAACAAAGAUUUCUUCAACUUCAACGUAGUCAACAAAAUUCUGUGCAGUCUUCCCUUGAGAUGGUGGAAAGAAAAUUCUGAGACGCUAGAUUUAUACUACGACAAAUUAUUCACCAUAAUCAGCAAGUGUCGGCAGGAAACCCAUUCGGUGUUAUUGAUUCCGCUCACGAAAGACCAUAAGCAACGGGUAAACCUGGCAAGCACUUCGAAUAAAUACAACUUCCAGGUUCUUAUCAUGCGACGCCUUAUAACGCGUUCCACGCAGAUGUACGUUUGCCUCUUGGAGACGAAACUUCCUCGACUGGCAUUUCCUGAGCGAAGCCGAGGAGUGGAUUUCCUUAUGUCACAAGACUCUCUUCUUUCUCAUACACUUGAUCUCUCUGUCCCACAAAGCCCUUUAAUUAGAACAAGUCACAGCCUAAAUCUCGCUCCUGUGUCGGACCAUUUCAUUCAUAAUUCACUAUGUCUACCAAUGUUACAGCCAACAACAUCCUUAGAUCUACCUAUUCAACAUACAAGUACUUCGAUGGAUUUCUCCAUUUCUCGUCCCCCAUUAGAAUUGCCUCCUUUAUCCAUAUCCAGUGACCGACUCAUCGGAUCAAAUAUAUUCGACUUUCUACUUGACGAUUCGAGUAUGGAUGAACAUUGA